AUGGCUUCUGGUCCAGAUUCUACGGAUAAUGGGCCCUCGAACAUCAUAGAUCAUGAGCUGAAAGUAAACGAGCCAAUGGAUACGUUCAGAACGCUCUGGGGCGAGGCCCUGCGCAAGUUCCAACAAAGCACCAAUGUCAAGUCCGCGCGGUGGUCGUCGAUGGAGCAGCGUAUGCUGAGCUGCAACUCCGUGGAAGACGUGUGCACGGUACUGGACGAAACAAUCGAUAGACUAGAACACUCUCGAAGUGGGAGCAAGAGGUGGAGGGAGCUGAGAGAGAAGUACUUGAAGCCGAUCGUUCAAGCGCUGCUGGUCUUCAGUGACGCGAUAGCGGAAACGGCGGCGUCCUUCCCUGUCGUACCUGGCGGCAAGGCGAUCUUUGUAGCCUUGGGCAUACUCCUUGCAGCCACCGAUGGAGUCGAGCAGCGUCGCGUCGCGCUCAUCGAGCUUUUCGAGGAGCUGAAAGUCUUCAGCGAGGGCUUGCGCGUACGACUCGCGAAGCCGGCUGAGCUCGGGCGGGCGUCCAAGAUUACAGUCAUCGCCAUCAUGGCGUGCAUUCUCGACAUCUUAUUGAUUGCGACGAAGCUCUUCUCUCCGUCUGUGUGGCGUACAAGGAUCUCUCUCUUUCAUCAAGCGAUCACGAAGGAUCAGAGCAUCCAGGACGCUCUGAAGCGCCUGCGUUCGUUCACAGCCAUGGACAUGCGGGCCAUCGCCACGGAGACGCAAGUCACCGUAGAAAAGAUCCAGUCCUCUAUCCACAAAUCUCAGGGAGUUGUCAUGUCGGAGCUCAAAGCGAUGAAAGAAGAACUUGAUCUCUUCCUUGAGCGCGAUCGCCAGCGGAGUACCACUGCUAACACCUCGAGGCUACUUGGGAUGCUCGAUCGCGUGGCUUCUGCCGACAUAGAUGCCCAAAACUCGAACGGUUGUCUUGAGGGCACACGAGUCGACCUUCUGCGUGACCUCAUGCUCUGGGCUCGCGACCCUCAUUCACCACGCAUCUUUUGGCUCAACGGCAUGGCAGGCACCGGAAAGUCUGCCGUUGCGCGGUCUUUCUCCCGCACUCUACGGUCAGACGGUCUCCUCGGUGGCAGCUUCUUUUGCUAUCGUAUGGUCGCAGAUCAAGCCGAUGCUAAACGAAUCAUACCUACGGUGGUAGUCUCCCUAGCGUUGCGCGACUCUCACUGCACCGAGGCAUUGCUAGCUGAGCUCGACACCGUCUCGUCCGUCCGCGCGUGGAAUCUUGAGACACAAAUCGAUCGUUUACUAUGCAAGCCUUUCGUUGGAAUCGAGCAUGAUGAUGAUCUUAUGCCAGUCGUGGUCAUAGACGCCCUCGACGAAUGCUCAGACGAAAUGAUCACGCGCGACCUAUUGCAUUGGCUACUAAAACAUGUCGGCAAGCCGCCUGUCGGGCCGGCUGCUCAGCUGCCUGUCAAGUUUUUCCUAACAUCCAGGCCCGAGCCACAUAUCCGAGGGUACCUCGAAGGCAUACAUUCUGACUUUGGCCAAGUUGUGCGGCUACAUGAUAUAGAACAUGUGAUUGUAGGCCAUGACAUCUCCCGGUUCAUCACACACUCUCUUCGCAACAUGCGCGGGACAUUGUGGUCCCCAUCUCUCUCCGAUUGGCCGUCACAAGCAGACAUUGAUGCAUUGACUCGUUUGUCUGGGAACCUGUUCAUCUAUGCAUCUACGGUGUUGAUGUAUAUCCAGAAAAACCCUGUGGAUCGUCUCCAUCGGCUCACCGGUACCGUCGUGACUGCUGGUCGUGUCAUGACUCAGUCGCUGGAUGAUAUAUAUAACAUGAUUCUCUCCGAUGCCACGAACGCAGAUGAAUAUGAGGCCGAUGAGAUCGAUCUAACGUGCCGCAUGAUCAGCGUCAUCGUGUCUCUUCAGGCUCAUUAG
Peniophora sp. CBMAI 1063 is the source of this 1899-nucleotide messenger RNA. Lineage: Eukaryota; Fungi; Basidiomycota; Agaricomycetes; Russulales; Peniophoraceae. The record is from the annotation of a GenBank genome assembly.